Molecule: messenger RNA, 8935 nt
Organism: Caenorhabditis auriculariae
Lineage: Eukaryota; Metazoa; Nematoda; Chromadorea; Rhabditida; Rhabditidae
Source: the annotation of a GenBank genome assembly
AUGAUCGAAGAAAAAAAGACUUUAGUUAUUGGAGGCGGCGGCUAUUUGGGAGCUCACCUUGUGAAAAUGUUGCUCGGAGAGGGUUUUGAAGUUUCGAUUUUGGACCUGGAGCUCAGAAAAUUCAACGUGGUUCCGAUCGAAUACGAAAAAAUUCAUUUUUUCAAGGUGAGGUUGGUUGAAACUCGUCAACAUAAAGUUGAAUAGUUUCAAUGGAUUUUUCCAAGAACAACUCAUUUUAUUAUGCGAGAGUUUUUUUGAAGACGGGUCAAGGUCUCAUAGGAGUACUAACAACAACAAAAAAUCAACAAGGGCAAGAAGAGCCUUAAUUCUUCUAUUUUCAUAACCGUGUAUCCAAAAUCUUCCUUCUAGGGCUCAUUUCUCGACGAGAAACUUCUUGAUCGUUCAAUGAGCGGCUGCACGUCCGUGUUCCAUUUGGCUGCGAUUGGCAUGUCUGGCUCAACUGGGGUCAGAAAAUCAUUUCCAUAAAAAAGUUGAAAAAUAUUUUCAGGGAAACAAAGCUUCGAUAAUGAAAGUGAAUGCGGAAGGGACUGACUUGGUUAUAAGAAAAUGCCGAGAAAAUGACGUUCAAAGCUUGAUUUUCGCCAGCAGCGUUUGCGUUGUCUUCACUGGAUCGGUGAGUUGAUGAUAAAGAUUUGAGAAUUUUUACGAAGAAGUAAAAAAAGAUGAAGGACUUUUUAAUUUUUAAAUUUUUCUGUAGACUACAGAAAUUUCGUGAAGUUAUCGGAAAAAAAGUUUUUGAUUCACUAUUUUUUUCGAUUUCCUAACUUGUAUUUUCUUAUUCUCAAAGUAACGACAUGAAAUUUUCAAAGGUUUUUUUCUCAGCCAACCAAAAUUGAAUGUUUUUUUAAAGAAAAAAAUUAGUAUUUUUUUCAGCCCCUUCUCGAGGCAGAUGAAACGUUACCUUAUCCAGACGAGCAGAAGGUUAGGCUUAUUUUAUGAAAUUUAAAAGUAAGCCUAUCUUUCAGCUUCUUAGUCACUACUGCUAUUCGAAAGUGCUCGCCGAAAAGGCUGUCCUGGCUGCUUCAGACGACAGUCUUCGAACGAUUUCUCUCCGUUUCCGCGGCAUUUUCGGUCCAGGCGAGCCAAGGUCAACAGAGCGCGCUGUUGUGAGCUUCACCAUUUUUAUAAAUUAAAAAUCUUGCCAAAUUAUUAGAGCGUGAUAAAGUCAUCCUGGUGGUGCGCGAUCGCCCAGCAAGGUUGCUACGAAGCUCGUACCAGCUACAGCAGCGUCAGGAAUUGUGCCAAAGCCUUCAUUCUGGCUGAGAAAGCAACUCGGAAAGGAAAAUAUCAUGGACGGGUCAGUAUUCUCAAAAUUUUACCGAUCAAUGUUGCUGUAAAGAAAUGCAAGAAAUUAUUCAUGGUUCACUAAAGUACUUAAGACUUCUUUGGGGCUGACAGUCAUUCGAAUUUGCAGUUUGAGAUUUUGAAAUUCGAUUAACAAAAUCUUCAAAUUCCCGGUUAAGCCCUAUUACAAAAAUAUCGUUUUCUAUUCGAAAAAUGGAAUCAAACACCAUAAAAAAUGUCUCACCUUUUUUUCAAACUUUCGCACAUCGGAAGCUUCAGAAUCUCUCCUCGAUACAUUUUCGCCAAAUUUAAAAAAAUUUCCAAGCCCGGGGAAAAGACCUUGUUUGUGAGAUUUGUGUUAUUCAUGAAAAUCUUGCGCCUUUUUUAAAUUUGAUUCCAAAACUAUUUUCAAAAACUGCACCUCGAAUACCCAAAGAAUGCAAACCUUUUGGUAAUUCAAAAAGGUUUCUAGAAUCACAACCAUUUUCAUUCAGGCAUACAACAUCGUGGACAGCGAAAUUCACGGAGCCUUCAGCUUUUGGAACGACCUUAUCCAAGUUCUUGGUUUCCAACCGCCAACUUUGGUCAUUCCCUAUUAUUUUGUGAAGCCUCUGUCUUUUUUCGUCGAGAUGAUCAGCUACAUGUUCUUGGUGAAUCCACCUUUCACACAGCUGGAAAUGGCCUUGAUGUGUGUCGACAACACAUUUUCUCAUGCUCGAGCAACAGAAGAGCUCGGCUACCAUCCUGAGCCUUCGAUGAUGCCCGAGGUUAUUCAUAAUUCGUAUCAUUUUCAGUUGAUACGUUUUUUCAAACUUAUUCAUAGAGUCAAAAAAACGUCAAACAGACUCAAGAAAAAAUGUUUCAGUCGCUAGUUAUUAAAAAAUCAACAAAAUACUAUAAGAACCGACAAAGUCGAUACUUUUCCAUGAUAUUGAUUUUUCAGGUCGUCCAGUACUACGCCGAGCAGGAACAAAAAACAAAGAAAAUCUCUUUGAAACCUCGUUAUCGGAAAUUGCAAUUCCUUAUAUUCUUUCUCGUCAGCUCUUUCUUCACCUUUCUUUACGCUUUUUUGGUUUUGAAGCCGUUUUUCAUAAUUUAAGAUUUUUCAUAUUUGCUUUAUAUAUCAAUCUUCCAAUCUUCAUUUAAAGAGCAUUAUAUUGUAUAAAGUGUAACCAAAAAAAUUCAAUCUUUCUAAAGUUUGAGAUUUAUGAAAUGUUCCUUUUUCUGCUGUCAUAUAGCCCAUGCUUUAUUGAUUUGUUGAGAUAUUUCUUUUGGCGUUUUUUUCGAAUUUUUGAGAGAAUUUCUGGUUUCAUUCAUCUGUCUCUCAUUUUUUUCUUCUGAUUUUUUUAAAAAAACGUGAAAAAAAUUCAAAUUCAAUUUUUUUGGUUUUUUUAAAAAAAUAUAUGACAAGCAAAAAAAUGAUAAAAAAAUUUAACAUAAGGGAAAAAAAUAACGUGGGGGAAAGUUGUUUUUUGAAUCCUUAGAUGAAAAAUGUCCUGCCUGGAAAUGCACUUUAUGAGCGCCCUUUUUUGAAAUAUUACAGCUGUUACCAUGUGUACCUGCUUUUCUUGUUUGUUUUUCGAAGUCAGCUUCAAGAAAAUGUAUCGAAUUACGAAAUUGGAAAUAAGGUAAUCCGGUGACUAUCGAUUUUCUCUCUUUCUAAAGAAAAAAACAGCUGAUGCCAAAAAGUUUGUUCCGAAAUACGCUCGCAGUGUUUAUUUCUUGGUUUUUGCGAACUAUUCUAUUUGGAUAACUCUGCAAAAAAGUAAUUUUUUUUGGAAAAUUCUCUUUUCAAACGUUAGUUUGUUAUGCUGUAUCUUAGCAGAUUUUGGUUUCAACAGGCUGGAAAGAGAAAACAAACAGCGUGAAAACUUGGACUCCCUCUCUCAAAAAAAUGUUUGUUGGUGGAAUACAGGUGGAUCUUUGAGGAGUGCUCAGAAAAUAGACAUUUUUCAAGUCUGUUCUAUAAGAAAAAACGAGAAAACACAAAUUUCAUGUUUCAAGAAGUAAAAUUCGAGUUCUUUCAGGGGGUUUUUUUUUCUCUUCGAAAAUUUCAGUUGAGUUUUAUUCACAGCUUUUCCUCAUCCCAAUGAAGAAUCGUGACGAUGUGAUUCUGUUAAUGUGAGGAAGAACAGAAGGGAGGUCAAACCAGUUGUCGCGGGGCAGAGCACAAGUCGGCGGGAUUCCAACAACACACACAGGAGCCACCAUUGAUCACACCACUCUUUGCACUUUCGGCCGUUGGGUGUCUACUUUCUUCUGUUUUGCCUGGAACCGUCAUUCUGUGCGGAUCUCUUCUCUUCAAGCAGGUAUCAGUAUUUUUCAACUAAUUAUCAAUUGAUAUAACCUUUUUUGAGACUCUGAAAGACGAGAAAACAAUUUCCUUUUUUGUAUAUUGUCUUUCUUUACUUGAUCCCAAGCAAAUAAAUUUGAUCAAAGUACAUUCAACAGUUAGAAUGAAAGCAUUCGGAAAUUGUAACCGAUUCGAAUAUUUAUUUGAAAUUGUUUAUCAUUGUCCCUGCUGACAUUUUGCCGAGUAAGCAAAAUUGCGGAAAUUUUCGAAAUCGAUCAUCAUUGAUUCUUCGUUUGAAAACGUUACUAUAAUUGUGGCUGAAUUGAAGAUAAAAAGCGAGUUCCAAACGCCUUCUACAUUUUAUGCUUCAAGAUAGCAAAAAUGAAACUCACCAGUUACUCAAAAAUUGGCAAAAGACCAAGAAAGCCCUGCUCCAACCUGAUUUUUGUCUUUAUGUCUCAUCUAUUUUCACGCUUGACGACUUUUCUGAACGUCUUCGAAAAACAAAAAAUUGCGGCUUUUGCAAUCUCGUGCUCCUCACAAACGUGUGGCGCCGCAAUUCCACUGGCUCACUUUUUUUCUGUUGGUUUUCCCGUUUCUCCCCACGUUUUUUCCUUGCGUUAAUCCGGCUCUCAGUGGUUUACGCUUCACUUUCAUUUAGAAGCUUUCAUUUCCGAUUGAAUAAUUCAAUUUAUUUCACUUCAUGACAAUAAUAAGUUUUUGUGUAAACUUUCAAGAUUUUUUUAAAGAUAAACAAUUUUUUCGAGUUGGAUUUCCACACAAUAAAAAAGUGUCGUUUAUUUCGCUCGAGAGCUUGAUGAAGUUUUGUAGUAGUAUACCUUGCUCAUUUCUCACACGUUUUUUUGACUUUUGUUUUUAGUCGAGUAAUGAAGCCAUAAAAGGCAAAGCUUUCGAAACUUUUUUGAAGUGCUUUCCUUCAAAUAAAAUGUGAAAAGUCCUAAACCAGCGAUCGAAACAAACUCUCGGCAUAUAAAUUUUAAGUAUAGCAAAUCUACGGUUAACUUAAAACAGUGAACUUCUGGCUUAUUUAGUUUUGAAAAAUUAAAUUAAUCUUGAAGUCUUAAUUUUUCAACUCUUUACAGUGGCUUUUUUUAAAAAAAUCUAUCUGAAAGUGAAUUCACGCUUCCUAUUUUUUUGUUUUUUUCAUUGAAUCGAAAAUCACAAAAAGUUUUUUUACUCGAAGCUAGAAAAAAACAAAACAAAAUUUGUAUCCCCAUAAAGGUCGAGUAAUUUCGUAUUUGGAGCUGAAAAACCGAUUUCAAAUCGACUAAUUCUCUAAAGUUACUUCUGAAAAUCUGAAAAAUUAUUUUUCCUGCAAAAACAGUUUCUCGCUAAAGACUCAAGCUUUUUUUUAAACUUUUCAACAACUUUUUCCUUUAUGGUGAAAACUCAUUUAAAUAGCUCGCUAGUUGGCGAAAUCGUAGUUUCUCUCCUUCUUUGCAAAGUGUGUUUCAUGGACAUUGCUCCAAUCCAUUGCUACGUUAUUUUCGAGCUCAAAGAACCCAUGGACGUUCGUUCUGAAAAUCUCGAACAAAUAUUCAUGAUCUUCAUACAGAUUACAGUUUCUAUGUGAUUUUUCCGUGCUCUCUAGCCAAUUUUUAUUCUUUUUCGCUCUGGAGCAUCAAAGAAUGUACUGAUUGUUUGCUCGGGACAGAAAUAAAGAAAAAACGUGAUUAUUGCCUUUUUUCCAACUCACUUUCAAUUUUCAGAACAACCCGUGAAUGGAGAAGCCUGUUCAGCCAACUUGCUGCAAAGACGUUUCGCGGGGCUCGAGUCGUGAGAUUUUAUUCGACUGUCUCAUUUUUUUCUCGUGGCUAUGAAAAAAUUUGUUUUACUACUUUUUCAAGUUUUCGAGAUUGCAUAUAAAAAUAAAAAUUGGAAAUUGGAAUAAAAACGAGUUUAAAAAUAUCAAGUACCAAUAAUCAAGCUGGAAAAAAAAUAAAGAACUCUAAGUUUAAGGAAUAAAUUUUAUUGAAUGGUAAAAAUAAUCAUCAGAAAAAAAAAUAAUAAACGCAAACGACUGUUUCAAAAAGUAAUUUAGACAUUUAGGUAGAGUCUAUUUUGAAAACAAUUUCUUUGUCCGCAUUCUGCUUACUCCGUUUUCGAGGAGUUUCCGGUGAAACGAACUUGGAGAAGCAGGGUUCCCCAUCUUUUCGAUUUUUGAGCUACCCGACUAUAGGCUUUCGACAUUUGUGGUCCUUCAAUUGCUUCUGGCUCUGUGUGAAAAAAAUUGCAUUAGGAAAAAUUUGCGUGAUAUUCUAAGAUUAUUGAAUUAAAUGUUUCAUAUAGUCUUGAACUGCUAAUUUUUAAGUCAUAAAAAGAGAAAAAAAUCGUGAAAAAAAUCUUGUACCGUUCAGUUCAUCAUAAGUUUUGAAAAAAACUUCGAAAAAAAGCCCUAGAAUAAUCAUUGAAGUUAGAAUGUAAUGAAUUUUUAGAGUUUUUCAGUGAACAAUGAGUUCAAAAACUAAAAAAACUCGAAAAACGUAGCUGAAAAAUUGAGGCUUUUUGAAAAAAAUGAAAAAAAUUUUUACAAUUUAUUUUAUAAUAGUAAAAAAAUAUUUGGAAUCAGAUAAAAUGAGUUAAGUUUAAAUUUUUCGCAGAUCUUUUUCAUUUUAAAAAUUCUUUUUAGGGAAAAAAAGAAGAUGGAGCUCGAAGCCUUUGAUCAUCAUGUAAAUGAUCCAAAGAGUUAGCAAAAAAACUGAAGUUCCAAUUAUUUUUCCUGAGUUCCAAAUUACAGAUAGAAAAAAAGAAAAUCAUGAAAGCUUUUUGAACAAAUUAGGCUUAAAAAAACGAAUUUAUUCGAGCUGUAAAUCUAAUUUUUUGAUAUUCGUCAAAAUUCCAAAGAACUGAGCACAGAAUGCCAAAAAUUUCUGCAUAAUGAAAAAAUGAAAAAACUGACCGGGUCAGCAUUUUGGAGUUUGAACUGAUGACGAUGGAAAAAGAAUAGGCCAACCGGGGCCGGAUGGACGCGAAGGAAAGACGGACGGCGAUUUCGUUCCGCAUGUGAACUGAUCUUGGCAGACCGUUUUUUUUGCGGUGUCCAAAAGAGCAACGAAAAGUCACACCUCGCUCACGCCGCCCCGAGACGGUAAACUCUGUAAAAGAACUGUAAACUGCGACCUCACCCAGCUGUAAAUCCUUUGGUGGCAAAACAAAUGAAGUUUUGUGACCUGCUUUCGCGGGAAUGUGUGAGAAUGAUGUCGGUCUGAUAUUCCAUAUGUUAGAUAAUCCAAAGAUCACACUUUAGGAAAAAAAUGAGCAAAUCGGAAUUUUUUUCAUCAAACUUUUUUAAAAAAAUCCUGUAAGUCAAAAAGAGAUUUUUCGAAGAAAAAUUUCACCUUUUUUUCUUUUUUUGAACGAGCAAAUCCUUAUCAAAUAAAUUUUUACAAAUUCAUUCAAAAGAUAAAAUGAUUGAAAAAAAUAAUGACGAUCUUGCAAAUCAGACAAACAAAUAUAAAGUUUUUUUGAAUUCAAAUUAUAUUUGGCCAAGCCUUCUGAAGAUUUCUUGCUGACUGAGAUGGACAGAUUUCUGGCUCAAAAAUUGAUGAAAAAGCUGUCGUAAAAACCCUAACUUUCUGAAUAAAUCUUCUUUUAUAAGGCCCAAAAAAAUAUGUUUUUUUAUUAGAGAUUUGGAAAGAUUUUUUUAAACUAUGAUUUUCAUGAGUUUAACACAUUCAUAAAAAAAUAUUCAGUUAAUUUUUUUCCAGUGAAGAAAAAAAUUCGAAGUUUCACAAAAGUUUCUUUCAUUUUUUUCCUUGAAGUUGUCCAAAAAGAGAUUCACCAGCUUUGAAGAAGAAACAAUUUUUUUCAGCAAUUUGUUUGGAAGAUCAUCAAAUCUCUCAACAGAUAAGAGAUGAAUUUUUUUGUGAGGUUUACGAAAAACCUUCUUCGAAGUUUUCUCCAUUCUGAGUUUUCAGUAUCCAAAAAAAUUCGAAAAGAACUUCGUCGAAGGAAAAUUUUUCCUCAGGACUUAAAGAAGUUUUUUUGCCACUUUUAAAAAUAAAAAAAUGUGCUAUUUAUUUCAAUAAAAACAGAGUUUUAAAAGUUUUAUUCGGAUUGUGAGUCCAUUUUCAAAAAGACUGUAAAAAGAUGUCUUUCAUUUUUUUGCUUUUUCGACUAAAAAGUAAUUUAUGGACAGAUAAGAGUUUUAAAAGUCGGCAACUCCUAACGCCGCUUAAAAUUACAGCCGACGCCACGGUGCGAGUCCAAGUUUAUGGUCCCCCGGUCCGUCUCGCCGUCGGUGGGAGGUGUGACUGUAGUGUGAUUUUCUUUUUGGAGCCGCCCGUUUUUUCUAUAAAAGGGCUCAAGAACGGAGAGAACUUAACUAGUGAAAAUGGAUUUCACCGCCGUCGAAGUCUACCUCCGCAUCAGCAGAUCAGUUUCCUCGCACGCCAUCAAGAUCGGCGACUUAUUCAAUCGUGGCUACCAUCACGACGACCGAUUCCCUGAAGCCGAACACGUCAUCGACGCUCUGGCCACCCACGACGCCUGCCGAGUUCUUUGGAUGAUUCCUGACGUCUUUUACCACCUUCACCCGGUUUGUGUUUCAAAACACUUGGAAAAAAAUUUCUUCUGUUUUUUUCUUAAAUUAAUAUCUUCGAACCAUCAAAUAGCAGAAAAAAAUUUUUUUCAGCUUUUUUUCAAAUAUUUUUUUAAACUCACUUUUUUUGAAGGAAGUCAAAUGAGGGAAUUGUUUCUUUUUAUUUUUUUCGUUACUUUUUCUUGAUUUUUUGGUUUUUUUCUUAGACUAUUAUCUUCAGAAUAUCGAAUAACAGAAAAAAAUUUUUUUCAGCUUUUUUUCAAAUGUUUUUUUCAAACUCACACAUUUUUUUAAGUAAAUUUAGGAAAUAAUUUUUUAUUUAUCUUUAAUUUUCUUGAUUUUUUUAGGCCCCUGAUCAAAGGCCGCCUCUCCCUGAAGUACUUGGUCAAGGCCUUCCGUACCAAAACGCAGUGGUUCGUUCGAUUUUCCUUCUUACUAUUUGAUUUUUCUUUUAAGACAAUGAUGAGGGCCCUCACACACAGAUUUGAGAGGAUCUACCGGGCCCUGCGUUACUUCAGCCGCUAUUUUUCAUUUGCAGAAAGGGUUUGAUUUCAUUCUUCAACUAUUCUUGAUGUUUCUGUGUUUCAGAGAGGGUUGUACUGCCCGGAAUACUUCCGCGGCGACACCGAAUCUGCAAAACGAAUCUUCAAGCCGCUCGUGGUGAGGAAGACAUAAUGAUUCGAACUCUUAUCGUUUUUUUCCAGAGACUCUUCCGUAACUUCUGGCGCAACCACCCAGCUUAUCAAAGGAGAGGUGAGCUUUUUAUUCUUCCUUAA